Messenger RNA from Annulohypoxylon maeteangense, 1326 nucleotides. Its product is annotated as Phophatidylserine decarboxylase-domain-containing protein. Lineage: Eukaryota; Fungi; Ascomycota; Sordariomycetes; Xylariales; Hypoxylaceae. Gene Ontology annotation, cellular component: mitochondrion. The record is from RefSeq and is a predicted model, not a curated record. The transcript has 2 exons. Gene Ontology annotation, biological process: phosphatidylethanolamine biosynthetic process. Bases 1 to 1326 code for a protein of 441 amino acids. Gene Ontology annotation, molecular function: phosphatidylserine decarboxylase activity.
AUGUCUGCACCGAAGUCUCGAACACUUCGACCCUCCCGCGAGUCAUUCCAAAAUUCUGGAUGGCUUCCCAAGAGCGAGAAAGCCUUCCAUGAUUACAUGAACAAGCUUUCCAAGAAGAUCGAGAAGCAACGGAAGUUAAUCCGCGCUGGAGAUGCUGCUCUCCUGCCAAGCGUGCAGAAGUUCAAGGACUUCAUCGAGAGCGAACCGACGGUCUAUGGAGAGUUCAUUCGCAUGUUUGAGGACGCUGACGACACAGAUCCCCCCAGUUCCUAUGAAGAUCUCAUCUUACAGAUCGACGACACUUUCCGUCACGCGCCUGCCUUCGGAGCCUUGGGCCCGCCCAUGUACAUGAUCAUGGCACGUAUCAUGGACACCCAAGGUGGCUUCUCCGCCUUCACCAAGGAAAACCUGAACAGGCACUUUAAGGAGAUGUUCGUGGCCUGGACACUCUUCCUCGCCUCCAAGGACUCUCGUGACGUACUUAACGCCGGCGAUGACGGCUGGUUAAGCACUGCAGCUAUGGACGCGAUGACCGAGCAAUUCCCCGGCCGCACCUUCGAGGACGUCUUCAUCUGCGACUCAGGCGCCGAAUACUACGGUUUCACCUCCUACGAGGACUUCUUCAACCGCCGCUUCGGUCACCCAGAAAUAGACCGUCCGACGAUCAACCUAGACGACAGCACCGUUAGCUUCGCAACGGAGUGCACGUCAUACGCCUACCAGGAGAACGUCCAAAAGUACGACGAACUCUUCAUCAAGGACGAGGCCUAUUCCCUUCAGCACCUCCUUGCCGGCCACCACGUCGAUGACUUCGUCGGCGGCACGGUUUUGCAGGGCUUCUUGAACACUACAGGUUACCACCGCUGGCACGCUCCGGUCAACGGCAUCAUCAAGCAGAUCGUUGAUAUUCCCGGCACGUACUUCGCCCAAGCGCCCAGUACCAUCGGAAAACCCAUCGAAGGUACCGAAGCGCCACCAUACUUGCAGUCCCUUCGUUUCUUCGCCAACACCGCCGCACGCCAGUUGAUGUUCAUCGACGCUGACGACGAGCAAAUCGGGCUCAUGUGCGUCGUCUCCAUCGGCAUGACGGAGAUCUCCACGUGCCAGGCCACGGUGUCCGAGGGACAUCACGUCGUCCGUGGCGACGAGCUCGGUAUGUUCCACUUUGGCGGGUCCUCAUCUGCUUUGGUGUUUCGAGCUAGCUCAGGCGUCAAUAUCGAUAAGGAGCUCAAGGUUCCUGAAGUGGCUUUGAAGAUAAACUUUCCUUUGAACCUAGGGCUCUCGAGUAGCCCGAUCGUGCCACCAGGGCUGGUCGGACGCGUGUGA